AUGAUUUGGUAUUUGAUAUUAUUAAUCAAUUUGAUAAUUGGAAGUAUUAUUAGUAAUGGCAAUACAAAUCAUAAUGAAGAUAAAUCAUUUUUAGCGCUACCAAACAAUAAUAUUUAUACAAGAAGUCAUUUUUCAAAUAAAAUCUUUAAAGAAGAACAUAUUGAAGAAGAAUCUAUUGAAUUACCGGAAUAUCAUCAUUUGGAUGAUGAAUCUUUGAAUGCUUUGAAUGUUUCCAAGAUUCAUUCUAAUGAAACAAGUACCAACUCAUCAUUAUUAUUAUCAUCAUCAUCUGAAACAUUAAAUAAAUCAAAAAAGAAAUCAUCUAAAAAUCUUCGUAAAGUAUUUCGUAAACAGUUGAGUUCCAUAGAUAUGGGAUUUAGUGGAAGUUACUAUCUUUGCUCUAAUGCUAAUUUAUUGAAUAUUCCAAAUAUAUUUUACCAUAUUUUUACUUUAAUCUCUGUCAUGUGUUUUAUGACGGUUUCUUAG
Schistosoma rodhaini is the source of this 486-nucleotide messenger RNA. The record is from the annotation of a GenBank genome assembly. Lineage: Eukaryota; Metazoa; Platyhelminthes; Trematoda; Strigeidida; Schistosomatidae.